This is a messenger RNA of Gavialis gangeticus (Gharial), 2127 nucleotides long. RefSeq names its product tRNA selenocysteine 1 associated protein 1 (gene TRNAU1AP). Gene Ontology annotation, biological process: selenocysteine incorporation. Gene Ontology annotation, cellular component: nucleus. The transcript is spliced from 8 exons. NCBI's taxonomy places the organism in Eukaryota, Metazoa, Chordata, Crocodylia, Gavialidae. The record is from RefSeq and is a predicted model, not a curated record. Gene Ontology annotation, molecular function: tRNA binding. The coding region runs from base 48 to 872 and encodes 274 amino acids.
GUUUCCCUGCCCUAACUUUUGCCUCUUCCUCAUAGCUGGAGCCGUACAUGGACGAGAACUUCGUUUCGAGAGCCUUCGCCACCAUGGGAGAGCUUGUGCUGAGCGUGAAAAUCAUUCGCAAUCGACUGACAGGAAUUCCUGCGGGCUAUUGCUUUGUGGAAUUUGCAGAUCUGGCUACUGCAGAGAAAUGUUUACACAAAAUCAAUGGAAAGCCGCUUCCUGGUGCCACACCAGCAAAACGAUUUAAACUGAAUUAUGCAACAUAUGGAAAACAACCUGAUAACAGUCCAGAAUACUCGCUUUUUGUGGGAGAUUUGACCCCAGAUGUGGAUGAUGGCAUGCUAUAUGAGUUUUUUGUUAAAGUUUACCCAUCGUGUAGAGGUGGUAAAGUUGUCUUGGACCAAUCGGGAGUUUCCAAAGGCUACGGGUUUGUGAAGUUCACAGAUGAACUGGAACAGAAGAGAGCCCUGACAGAAUGCCAGGGAGCUGUGGGGUUGGGCUCCAAACCUAUACGUUUGAGCGUAGCCAUACCAAAAGCUAACCGUGUGAAGACGGCGGAGUACAAUCAGAUGUACAACUAUAAUUAUAACCAAUAUUACCAACAAUAUCAGAACUACUAUGCGCAGUGGGGAUAUGACCAGAACACAGGCAGUUACAGCUACAGCUACCCCCAGUAUGGGUACACGCAGAGCACUAUGCAGACGUAUGAAGAAGUUGGUGAGGAUGCACUGGAAGAUCCAGCUCCCCAGAUAGAUGUGAGUGAAGCAAACAAACAGUUUGUAGAACAGAGCGAAGAGCUUUAUGAUGCCUUGACUGACUCUCACUGGCAGCCUUUGGACACCGUCUCUUCAGAGAUUCCAGCCAUCUUAUAGCCUCAUUGGUGAGGCCCAUGUUUCUGUGAGACAAGCCAGCUAGCACGCACCAGACUGAUGCUACACCUGGAACCUGCAGUAGUGAAGCGGUGACCCCUUUUCUACACAGGUGUCUGACUCAAAAUACAGGAGGACUCUGGUAUUUCCUGUACACAAUGCGUAUCAUAGGAGCAUCAUGGUAAUGCAAUUUUAUUCCUGGUGAAAAUUAGAACUGCAACAGUUUUAUUCCUUUUGUCUUGAACUGAACUCAACACUUCUUGGGAAUUGUAAUUUAUAAACAAGACAGUACAGAGGAAUGAAACUUCUCCAACAUGCAAUAAAAAGUUGGUCUUUUAACUAAAAUUGCCCUUUGCAUUUGGCUCCCGCCCAUCUCUUUGCUUCUUUGUCCAUGUACCUGUCUUCCACUCAUGCUGCUUUCCAUAAAUUUGUCCUUUAGAAAAUUGUCAGUCACUACUCAAAUCUCCCAACACGUCUCCAGUGAUUGGGUAAGGUGCCUGGGUGUUGUUGAGGGGGGAGGAACAUGCAGACAAAAGCUUAUGUUCUGCCUUUUCUAAGUGCCAGAUUAGAGCUAUCAAAAUGUAUAUUUUGGUAUUUUCAAGCAGUCUGAACAAGAAGGAGUUUUUUUGAUGGGGGCAGCUGGAGGUUUAGAGAUGGCAAGAAGUAUUAUAAAACUACUGUUGAUGGAGGCCCUCUAGUUAGCCUUGAGCAGUUUGUUUUCCCUUAUUCUUGAUCUGCAUAGGAAGAAAUUACUCCUGUUAGACAAAAAAUAACUUAAACAUGCCUGCUGUUAGCAAUGUUUUAUAGAAGAUUUUGUCUAUGACAGGUUCAUCCCUGUGGACGGGUUCUUGAUGUCCUGUUAAAACACUAGAUUGUUCAGCUUCUGCUGUAAUGUAGAGUGAACAAGGUAAAAGAAAAUUAAACUAGUGUAUGAGAAACAGAUCAGAGCACUGGAAUUACUUUAUGUUCAAGGUGUUGCUCACCUGAGAGCAGUUUUCUAUGGGACGUUGUGUGUGCUGAACAAACUAGCAAUGUAUUUAAGCUAACACUGUGGUGCAUUAAGGGUGGCAACAAAAAUAGCACUUAUUUACAUGUUGUGUGAGCCAUUUUUAGGCUUCUGUGCCAGACAAACUACCCGCAAUAAAUGUCUACCUAAGAAGACAUUUAGUAACUGAAAUUGAAAGAAAAAAAACAUUUAGUUACUUUUGCCUCUACUGGUGCUGGAAUUAGCAGUAAAAACUAAAAUACUUCAUAAGGC